AUGCCUUCCGCAACAGCAUACAUUCAACAACAGAAGCAAAAAAUACAACAAGGACAGAUGCAGCAUAGAAUACAGGCUAAUCAUUCGCGGCAAAACAAUAUUGAUAACAAGAUCAUUGAUACGAUUCACUCCAGUGACGAUAUUGACUUGGAUGAACUUAACCUAGAUGAAGAAGAUGUAAAUGUAUCAUAUGAAAAAUACUUGACCGCAGAACAUUCUGAUGAAUUUGAACAACAACAGGCGCUUAAUGAUGCAAAUUACAAUGAAGAUGAGGAUGAAGAUUAUACAGAUAGUGAUACAUACAAAGAACUGGAUGAUGAUAUAGAAGCAGAUUUCGAUGAUGUUGAAGAACCGGAAUUAUACACAGAUGAUUUUCAUCAAAAGAGUGUUUUCAACGAGGAUACUCAAUACUAUGAUCCAAAACAGCCGCUGCCACCACGCUCGCCGAUUUUUGACCAGAUUCAACAAGAACAAAAUCAAUUUCCUCGAAAGAAACCAGUCCAACCCAAGAACAAACCGAAAAAGCCUUCCAAUAACAAUUCUUGGAAUAUUUUAACUAUUGCUGGUACUGUUGGUCUUGUAUCAUUCUUGGUCACGGUGAUAGCUUAUUAUGUGCUCAAUAAUAAUCAGAUACCCGUGCCUGAGUUUAGUAUGCGAAAAAUCAAUGCCAAAUUUCAAUAUUUUGAUGAAAAACUCAAUCAAUUAGAAUCAGAAACGAGGCAAUCUAAUCGACUUCUUGAUAAUGGUAUAAAUAAACUACUGAAACAAAUUCACCUGCUUGAACAAAAUAUUCAAAAAUCUCCAGUAUCAUAUAAAAACAAUCAAAUUCAAAUAACUCCAGAAUUACAUCAAUUUUUGUUCAAGUUUAUCGAAAACUAUCUGCAGAAACAAACUUCAGAAGAAUUGACUCGGUAUAUCGAUGAAAAGUUAAAAUCUUUCAGUAUCACGGAAAUCGAGCUGAUGAUUCAAGAUAUGAAGAAUUUCCAAUCGGGACAGUAUGAAGCAAUUUUAUCGCAAAUAAUGUCCAAACUUCCAAAAACUCAAGAUACACCCUCAGAAGAACUUAAAGCAUACAUUGACUCCCAAGUGACUCAAGCUUUAGAUCAUUUGAAUGAAGAAAUUCAUCUGCGGUUAUCAUAUAUCCUCGACAAUUUAACCAUCGUAAACAAUACUAUCAUCCCUGAUACACAAAUACACCCAUCUAAUGAAAUCUGGCUUAAUUCCAUGCUCGAUUUAUUUUCAAGAGGUUCAAUUAAAGUAAAUUAUGCUGAUUAUUCGCUCGGCGCAAGAAUAUUAGGAUUUUUGACAUCAUAUCCCAAGAACAAAACCCAUUCUAUUUGGUAUAAAAUGGCAUAUGGAUGGUGGAUAUAUUCUGAAAACAAGCAUGAUCAACACAAUGCAAAUCAUGUACUUAUGGAUGAUGAUGCUACUUGGAUAUGUGAUAACAGCGAAUGUCAAUUGGGACUUCGGUUAUACCUGGCCAUAAUCCCUACUGAUCUACUUAUCGAGCUCGAAGGAGCUGAUACGCACACUGUUGAGCUUGGAUUUAAGCCAAAUAGUCGAACUGGAUAUGAUAAGUUAUCCCAAUUUGAUGGUAUGUCCCUGAAAACCAAUCCAUAUCUUAAGAAAUUCAAACUAAUUAAAAGUAUUAAAUUAAGUUCGGGGUUAGUUCAUGUUAGAUUCCCGAUUCGAUUUGUCAAUUUACAAGUUUCUGGAAGAGAUGUAUACCUCAAGUUCACACCCAAUUCAAAAAAUCCAAUUCAUGUGAAGAGAGUCAAGGUGUAUGGAAUCAAUGAAGUUGAUGCUGUCAAGUAUGCCGAUCAGUUUAAGUUAAUGAUAGGUCAGUUUACCCAAGCGCAAGAUGUGGAAUCUGCUGUUGAAGAUACUAGGAAGAAAAAUGACAGGAUUGGCCAUUAUGAUUUGGAUAAAGAUAUUUAUUUGUAA
This is a messenger RNA of Spathaspora passalidarum NRRL Y-27907, 1944 nucleotides long. RefSeq lists its product as uncharacterized. NCBI's taxonomy places the organism in Eukaryota, Fungi, Ascomycota, Pichiomycetes, Serinales, Debaryomycetaceae. The coding region runs from base 1 to 1944 and encodes 647 amino acids. Gene Ontology annotation, biological process: nuclear envelope organization. Gene Ontology annotation, molecular function: protein-membrane adaptor activity. Gene Ontology annotation, cellular component: nuclear envelope; meiotic nuclear membrane microtubule tethering complex. The record is from RefSeq and is a predicted model, not a curated record. The transcript has a single exon.